Messenger RNA from Xyrauchen texanus (razorback sucker), 882 nucleotides. RefSeq names its product peroxynitrite isomerase THAP4-like. Gene Ontology annotation, molecular function: sequence-specific DNA binding. Lineage: Eukaryota; Metazoa; Chordata; Actinopteri; Cypriniformes; Catostomidae. The record is from RefSeq and is a predicted model, not a curated record. The transcript has 4 exons. The coding region runs from base 277 to 882 and encodes 201 amino acids.
CUCAUUUCCGUACAACGAAAGUGGAUGGAGACGACGACUGUUAAGCUGCAAAACGGGCAAAAAUCAACAUAAUAGUGGUCCAUGUAAUUCGUUCGCUGUAUCCAAAGCCAUACAGCUGCUUUAUGAGAGGAAUAUACCGAAAUGUGAUAAUCUUGCCGCCUCGCGCCAUAGCUCUCAAAUCUAGUUCAAUUUUCUACCUGUCCAAACUUGCACAUAAAUCCACAUUGAUUUCGCGUGCAGUGAGUCCCUCCGAGACACAUUUGUUGAUUAUUUAAAAUGGUACGAGUGUGCGCUUUUCCUGGAUGCUCCAACAGAGAGAAACCGCUGAGACUCCGACAAGCAUCAUCACAGGAGGAAAGUUUGACUUUCCACACGUUACCGCUGCAUGAUCGCGGGAGACUGGCGCUGUGGCUGCUCGCUCUUCGCCGGGAUCUGGACUCACCCAUUGAAGGUCUCCGCACACUGAGGGUGUGCGGUGAUCAUUUCUCGCCUGACGAUUUCAGUGCCGUCCCGGGAACAAAACGACGACUUCUCAGAGCAACAGCUGUGCCUGGGCAAUCUGUAAAUCGAACCGAGGAGACUGUGAGUGGUUCAUAUCUUCAAAUUGGACCACAUGGGGAACUUCAGUCAAAGCUUAUUUUGACCGUUCCAAAUUCAGAACCAUCUACAAGUUCAUCAUCUUUAGGGGCCUACUAUGCCCUUCCUCCCACAUGGUACUAUCAAUCGGAUGAACCUGGACAGGCUGAACUACGUAUGGAAGAUAAUUUUGACGUAGAUGGCAGCAUGGAUUCUGUUGCUCAUCCUGAAGCGUCUUUCAUUCAGGCAGAGAUUAGUGCAGUCUCAAGUGACACUGUGCAUGCACACUAUGGGCAUAACGUAUGA